AUGCAGUCUAUUUGCAAUCCUUUCGAGGACAACCAAAAGAAACGUCAAAAAGAAACUGAAAAACUACUCAGAAGACUUCACCUCCAGGGCCAACAUCAACACAUGCUGACAUCAGAGGACUUUGUACAAAUAGGUCCAACUAUAAAAAAAACGAAUGAGAUCUUUGAGAGAGAUCUAGUUUGUGCUUUUAUUCAGAGGUUAAUGAUGUUAGAUUACAGAGCCAGAUACAUCCCUGUUCAGCAAGAAAGCUCUGAUGUGAACAAUUCACAGGCUGUUCAAGUGUCUGACAGUGCUGUUACAGAUGAUGAUGACUUAGAUGCUCUUUUUACUACUAAUGUAGACAUAGAUCCGUCAAAAGAGAAUCAUGUUCACCCAAUGGAUGUUCAAAUGGCAGCAUUUCACUGCUCAGACAGCUUCCUUAAACAGAAAAUGAUCACAAAGUUGUCACAGUGUCAGUAUGCCUUACCACUGCUUGUUCCUGAUCCUCUCUCAACAAAUAUUGAGUGUCCUUUGUGGACAUUCAGACAAAUAWCAAAAACRUGGAAAAUAAGCACAAUCAAAGAAAACAYWACYACUGUCACCAUGAAGAGCAUGCCRAUCUACAAAGCUGAGACUCCCAUGGUUUCAUUUUUCCGAUUGGGCUCCAUGUCUUUGUCCAAAUCUCAGCUGAUGAAUGCCUUGAUCAACGACCGCCAUGACACAUUUUUCCACAGAAACUGUCCAGGCAGCACCAAAUCUCGUCAUUUGAUGGACGGGGUGGCAGAGAUUGCCUGGUACUGUCCUGCUGGRAAASVCAAUGAUUUCUUUACUGACUGCAUUGCCUUCUGUAAUCUUCAUGGGGAUUCUCUAGCAAAUGUAAAACAGCGUGAAAUCCUGACUGAAAUGUCUUCAGUCAUUGUUGUUCUUGUGCCAACUCUGGAAAAAWGCCAGRAAAGYASURMAGUYAUWKMKAYRCUKUWCAAGUCUUCAAARCCUCUAAUUAUCCUCAWUGSUGACAAUGACUGUAGUGCAGUUCAGGUAAAACUUCAAAAAUACAAACUAGGGCUGAAAGAAAGAAGCCAGUCGGAUGUUWCUGAAGAACUAAAAAAGAUUAUAAAAAGCCUUUUGUCUGGACCCCACACAUCCUUCCGGCUGGAAACUAUGGCUGAUGUCUCUGGGGUCAAAGUGGAUGAAGAUCAGAAAGUCUGCCAGAAUGGAAAAUCUGCUGCAAUAGAAAUAAUUGAAUUGAUUGAAAGAAUGGACGUUGCCAAAAUCAAAGAUAAAUUUCUUCCCUGCCAAGGUCAACUUUGGUAUGAUUGGUGCAAAAUCAAUAAAGAGUUGCAUCAUCUAAAGGGAGACAUUGAGAAAGAAAAGGGUCAGAAGACUCAACAGCUAAUGAAACUACGAGAGAAACAGUGUGAUGCGUCCAAUAGUAAACUGAUGAGGUUGUUCAUUCAGAGCCUCCAGAGUUUGCCACCAAAAGAAAGAGAAUAUUUCUUGACAUGGACUCAGAUCCUCAUAGAUGCCCUCUCCACAGAUGAUCUUUCUUCAAUUCUCCAAAAAUAUGAUGAAACCUGGUCAGAGGUCUUGGUCUUGAAAAAGAAACAUGACAAAUCUGCUCAAUUAAAACACAAACAAACUGAGCUUGAACUGUUGUCAAAAAAGCUUCAAUCAGCAACCUUUGGUCUGGAACACAUCUUCAGAGAAAUGGGACAGAUCUAUGAAGCCCAUAAAUCUUUGAAGCAAAAAUCACUGGGCCAAAAGCCUGAAUGGACUAAAUACCCUGAGCUGGCUGCAGAUCUGAUGGUAUCAGGACACCCGAUGGAGUUAAUGGAUGGGGAUGCAGGCCAUGUGCCUUUAAUAUGGAUCUCUAGCCUCUUAAAAGAAGUCAUCAAGAAACUUGGUGACCAGAGAGUCUUUGUGCUGUCAGUUCUGGGCAUACAAAGUAGCGGAAAGUCAACGAUGCUGAACGCCAUGUUUGGCCUGCAGUUUGCAGUCAGUGCUGGGAGAUGCACCAAGGGUGCCUACAUGCAACUGGUUAAACUGUCAGAGGAAAUCAAGGACAAAUACCAGUUUGACUACAUUCUAGUUGUUGACACUGAAGGACUGCGUGCUCUGGAGUUAGCAGGUAGUGCUACCCUUCAUCAUGACAAUGAACUUGCAACAUUUGUUGUUGGUCUGGGAAACAUGACACUGAUCAACAUCUUUGGUGAGAAUCCAGCUGAGAUGCAAGAUGUCCUACAGAUUGUUGUGCAGGCUUUCAUGAGGAUGAAGAAAGUCAAGCUUUCUCCGAGUUGUGUGUUUGUCCAUCAGAACGUCACAGAUAUUACAGCAGCAGAGAAAAACAUGGACGGAAAAAGACGCCUGCARGARAAACUGGACAAGAUGRCUCAACUUGCUGCCAAAGAGGAAGUGUGUGAUGUUGAGUGCUUCAGUGAUGUCAUCGCAUUUGAUGUGCAAAAAGAUGUGAAAUACUUUGCUCAGCUGUGGGAGGGAAGUCCACCAAUGGCUCCUCCAAAUCCAGGUUAUAGUGAAAGUGUCCAAGAACUGAAGUCCAUCAUCUUGUCUAAAGCCUCACAGUCCACUGGGAUCACUCUGUCACAUUUCAGCACCAAAAUUCAGGACCUGUGGAACGCCUUGAUGAAUGAACACUUUGUUUUUAGUUUCAAAAACACCCAAGAAAUUGCAGUUUACAGAAAACUGGAGGUCCAAUAUGGGAACUGGACUUGGGCCCUGAGGAGUGAGAUGCUGAACAUUGAAAACCAACUUUAUCCCAGAAUUGAAAAAGCCCAACUGGACAAAGUUGAACUCAGUUACCUUACCAAAGAAAUGAGCAAAAAAUACAAAGAAAUAACAAAAGCUAUUGUGGAUUACUUUGAAGAUGACAAAGACAAAGAGAUGUUGGUUCAGUGGCGGGGCCGAUUUGAGAAUAAAAUCAAAGAGUUUCAUGAGGAACUUGUGAGAGGAGUGAAGAGAAAACUGGAUGAAGUAAUCCAGCAAAAUAAUGCUAGAAAAAUGCUUGACAAGAAGAAGACAGAGUUUGAAAACAAUCUACUACAGAAGAGCAAAGAGCUGGCUCACCAGUUAAAAUGCAUUGCAGCAGAUGAAGAGGAACUAAAAACACAGUUCAGCACCGUUUGGAGUCACUGGGUUAAGGAAUUAACCUCGGAUACAAAACCCAUCGAGAACAUAAACUUGGAGGAGGAUCAGUUUGCUGUACUUCGAGAUCUUGGUGUUGAAUGGGGACUCAUUGAUGAGUCAAAAAGAAGUAAGAAAUACAAAAAUCUCUCAGAAACUGGAAACUAUGUUUGUUAUAUAACCCAAAAGAAAUAUCAAAAACAAUAUGAGGAAAGCCAACAGUCUCAGGGAAACCAGAGAGAAGCAAACAAAGACACAAGCGGACAAAGCAAAACCUUUUUUGGCUAUUUCCAACAAUGGUUUGGAAUGACAUCAACAACACAGCAUGUGGAAGAACGUAAACCAAAAAAUCCUUUUCAGUAUGAAGAACAGGAACUGAUCAGAUCAUUUGUUAAAAAGGUUGAAAAAGAAUGUCUUGAAGCCAUUAGGAGCAAACCUGUUGCAACAAGAGGUUACAGGUCAACCUACUUGCAAGAACUGGCCAAAAAUGUUAAACAAAGAGUGAGAGAGUUUGAAUCAGGGAAGAAAUUUACAUUCAAGAAAGAGUUUACAGUUGAUCUUUCACUGUAUGUGUUUGAUAGGGCUGAAGUUUGGCUCUUAAACUCCCACCACAUCUACAGAGAGAACAAUGAUGCUCUCACUUACUUGAACAACAAGAAAAAUGAGUAUUAUAACAUUUUCAGAAGCUUCUGCAAAGGAAGUUCAUCUGCUGUGGUGUUUGGAGAAAUUAUGUGUGAAAAACUCAAAGUCUCUGCUGUUGAAGCCGUCUGUAACAAGACUGGAGUUGAUAUUGCUGGAGAGAUGAUGUGCAGUUUCCCAGCAUUCAGUGAGAACAGACUGAAUUUAGAGAAACAUGUGUUGGCAUCUCUGGCAGAGAAAGAAGACUUUAMCAGAUUCAYCASCUACAUCAGAAAUCCAAGARMKCAAGUYGAGGCUUUCAUCAAAGAAGAAGUAAAKRAAUACAUGUUCACMACACAGAAARWUAAAKCCCAGAYUAUMCUGAAGAAAAAUGUAGAAGACAUCACCAGAGUCAUCAGUCAGGCUUUGUUUGAGGCAACAGAGAAAUUCAAACACAGAAAAGGAAACAUAGAAAUGUGGGUGGAGGARUUUUCYAGUAAACUAAAGCCAARGUUGACACUUGAUACCGUUAGUUGUCAAAACUUCAGUGACAUAAACAAUUUUGAAUUUCUUAAAGAAGAGAUAGAGAAAGGCCUGAAAAGCAUCACAACAGAAAUGAGCAAACUCUCCCUGGAAAAGGUGAAUAACUGCAGGCAGAAACCUGAACAGAUCCUGAUUGAUCAGCUGUGUAACUGCUGCUGGGAAAGGUGUCCAUUCUGUGCUGCUGUUUGCACAAACACUUUGAAGGACCACAGUCCUGAGAAGCACAGCGUUCCUUUUCAUCGACCCUCUGGAGUUGAAGGUUGGCAUGUAAGAGGAACAGUUGAUCUGGUCAUUGAUUUCUGCACCACAUUAGUUGCAAGUAACAGAGCCUUUUACGCUGAUGCUGGCUCAGAGGAGGCUGUUCCUUUUAAACAAUACCCAACUGCAGGAGAAAAGUAUGCUUCAUGGAGCAUUACAGCUGAUGCCUCUAUGCUGGCCUACUGGAAAUGGUUCAUCUGCCACUUUCAAAAUGAAUUAGAAGUCUACUAUGAUUUGAAAUUUCAGGGUAGUGGAGAAAUUCCUCUUGAAUGGAAAAACUUCAGUAAGAAGGACGCUAUUGAAAGUCUGAAUGAAAUGUGUAGUUUGUGAAGAAACUGCAACCACUCUAUAGUUAGAGAUAGCAAGAUUGCACACACACUAUAAUGAAUGGCUAGGAAUAUAAAUGUCUGGUUUAUUGUUGUCUCAGUUUAUUCUGUAAGUGUCAUUGAAUUAUCUAGGAAACUUGAGUUUGAACUGUGUGGAAUUCUUUGUUUGUCCCUUAAACCUGUCUUUUUAUUAUAACGUAACAUGUCAAAUGUGUUCUCAGUAUACAAUGUGCAAAUAGAAUGCAUAAUUAUCCAUCCACCCAUUUUUUUAACACCUUUGUUCAUAACAUUUCAAAUUGGUUCAAUAUUUUCCAUUACUUAUUUAUCAGGUUAAAGACAGAUUAAUUAACAGAUUAAAGACGUUCAGUUCGGAUGAAUGAUACCUGAACGUUAGGUCGCAUUUGAAUCGGUUAAGUGUCGGAUAUGGGUCACAUUCGAAAAAGAAUCCGACCUGUGCUGUUCACACUGCCAGGAAAAUAUCGGAUACAGGACGCAUUAUGUCAAAAAAUCGGAAUUGGGUCACUUCAGGCUACAGUGUGAACCGACCAUAUGUCGCUAUAUUGAGACCUUAUCAACACAUAUAAGAUAUAACUUUAACGGCUAACCGCUGGCUAAGCUAAUCGGCUAGUGACAACUCUUAUACAGUAAUAAAACCGCAUCUUAGAACUAUUUGGCAAGAAAAAUGUAUACAAAGUACAACUCGGUUUUAUACUGCUAAUGUGGUUUUUCACUGGGUACUACUAACCUGAAAUGCAGGGAAGUAGAGAUGAGAUAGGACCACGAAAUGGCGUAGCUUCUUGAAUCUCUGUAGUUUUCAAGGAGCUUCAGAAGAAGACACAGAAACCCGCUGCGCCAUGUCGCCCCCUGCGGGUUGGGUUACGCAACACUGCAAAUUUUGUGCCUGUCAAAUUACCAUAAUUU
Messenger RNA from Poecilia reticulata (guppy), 5783 nucleotides. The record is from RefSeq and is a predicted model, not a curated record. NCBI's taxonomy places the organism in Eukaryota, Metazoa, Chordata, Actinopteri, Cyprinodontiformes, Poeciliidae.